AUGGCUGAAGGGCACAUGCAUGCUUCUGUAGUCAGCCUGCUGCAGCCAGCAGCCAGUGGUUUAACACGUCUAUUUUCUUUUCUCUUCUUCUUUUCUUCUUUUUCUCUUCUUUGGUUCUCUUUGCUACCCCCUUCGACGUGCCCCGUCUUCGCAUGCCACUCCGACCCCCCCUCCACGCACGGCACCUCGUCGCGACUCGACAACGACUUGGACUUGACUGCGCUCUUUGCGCCAGGUAGUCCCGGACUCUCAUCGCCGGUCGACUCUUGCGUCGCAGAAGACGCCGCGAUUUACUGGUUCAUUGUGCACUUUUUGCGCGCGCAUUCGAACCCCCACGAGCUGAUUCCCGCUCCCAUUACAUCAUCAACCAAGUCCAUCCGAGCGCGACGCGCCAGCGAGCAGGACGAAACGAACAAGGGCGCAUCUUUAACCUCGACCAAAAGAACCGACCGACGUAUACUACGACCUUAUCACGAGAAUAGAUUUACCCAUAGUCGCAGCCAUGCCUGCCCUCCCUUCUCGACGCGCGCCGUCGCAACCCCCCGCGACGCCAGCAUCAGCAUCGCCAACCUCACACCCGCCGCCGGCGCCGCCGGCGCCCCGCCGGCCCCGCCACUGCCGACCAUAUCGAGCCCCAUACCCGACACCACCACCACUACCAAGAUCAUCGUCCGUGCCCCUCAGAGCACCCCCGGCUUCCAAGCUAUCCCCUCCACCUACCAGGGGCAGGACUCCUCCCUGCCCCCCGCCACCGUCGCCGGCAUCGUCCUCGGCUCCGUCGGCGGCUUCCUCCUCCUCCUCGCCCUCCUCUACUCGUGCACCGGCUGGACCCCCGUCUUCAUCCCGUGGUCCCCCUGGCGGAAGCGCACCGUCGUCGUCGAAGAACACCGCCACAAGGACCACCACCGCCGCCGCCGCCGCCGCCGACGCAGCAGCCGCGGCACCCGCACGGAGACGGAGAUGUUCGAGGUCCGCCGCACGACCAGUGGUAGUGGCAGGCCACCCCACGUUCGCGGCGUGCCCGUGGCGCCGCAGCCGCCGCCCCCGCCGCACGUCAUGAUGCCGGGAGUACGGGUGUCCCAGUCGACGACGCGGCACGGCCCGCCGUCGCGGGGGCGUGCUGGGCGCUUUGACGAUGCGACGACGGCGACGGAGACGGAUAUGACGGAGGAGGAGGAUGAGGUUGUCGUCAUCGAGGAGCACUCGCCGCCCAGACACAAGUCGUCGCGCAGGAGCUCCCGGCCGAGGAGCUACGACUCGCGGCGCGACAGCAGACGUUAUGAUCGCCGCUAG
Messenger RNA from Cordyceps fumosorosea ARSEF 2679, 1293 nucleotides. RefSeq lists its product as hypothetical. The record is from RefSeq and is a predicted model, not a curated record. The transcript is spliced from 2 exons. Bases 1 to 1293 code for a protein of 430 amino acids. NCBI's taxonomy places the organism in Eukaryota, Fungi, Ascomycota, Sordariomycetes, Hypocreales, Cordycipitaceae.